Messenger RNA from Trachemys scripta elegans, 5179 nucleotides. RefSeq names its product GRB2 associated binding protein 3 (gene GAB3). Bases 494 to 2290 code for a protein of 598 amino acids. The record is from RefSeq and is a predicted model, not a curated record. The transcript is spliced from 10 exons. NCBI's taxonomy places the organism in Eukaryota, Metazoa, Chordata, Testudines, Emydidae.
CCUGAUCCGCAGCAGGUUCCUUCUCCGAACGUUGUGCUGGCGGCUCGCACCGGCUUCCCCGGGUGUGUGUUUGUUAGCGCCCUGCCUAGCCCAGUGCCAAGCCGCCUGCUCCGGGGUGAUUAAACAGCAGGGACACUAUUGCACCAGAGUGUGGGCGUGGGGCGUGGGAGAGCUCGCUUGCCCGCCGGAGCUGCUAGAAUAACCGGCGGCGUGUCAGUAUCAGAGUGGGUGUGGGUAUUUUGCACACGCUUGUUUUUGUUUAUCCCUGUCCUCUCGGCCCCGUCACGUGCUCUGUGUGUUGCAUUGUGUUUUCCGUGGGAGGGGGGGGAGAGCUGCCUGUGUCCGUGAUCAAUGUUGUGACUUCCUCCUUGCGCUGUAGCAGCAUUGGAAACACAGCUGAAGGAAGCCGAUUGCUGCUAGUUUCAAAUUGGCUGGGAAGGAACAAUACACACACACUGGAUUCCGUGCCUCUUCUCUUUGAGAGGGGGGGAAGAUGAGCUCGGGGGACGUUGUUUGCACUGGAUGGCUCAUUAAAUCACCCCCCGAGAAGAAACUGAAGAGAUAUGCAUGGCGGAAGCGCUGGUUUGUGCUCCGCAGGGGCCGCAUGAGUGGGAACCCAGACGUUCUGGAGUACUACAGAAACAACCAUUCAAAGAAACCCAUUCGGAUCAUAGACCUUAACGAAUGUGAAGUGCUGAAGCAUUCAGGGUCCAACUUCAUCAAGAAAGAAUUCCAGAAUAACUUUGUCUUCAUUGUGAAAACCACCUACCGCUCCUUUUACUUGGUGGCGAAAACGGAGGAGGAAAUGCAGAAAUGGGUGCACAACAUCAGCCAGAUCUGCAACUUCGGACACGUGGAAGAUGGCACAGAUUCUGUGGAGAGCCUGUCUCACACCACCUCGUCCCUCCAGCCCUCGCCAGCCGUCUCCACCCAUACCUCACGGAUCACAGACCCCUCCUCUUCUGUAGGCAGUGCCACCACAGACGCCUCUGCUUCCGAAGAGACCAGGAGUGAGUCGGAGUCAGUCUUCCUCCCCGACUACCUCUUCCUAUCGAACUGCGAGACGGGCAAGUUCAAUCAUAUCAGAUGUGACAGCUGGUCGAAUUCUGACAGAUCCCUGGAGCAGACCUCAUCAGAUGACGUUUUUGUUGAUGCCUUGCAGUCUCAACCCUCCCUUCACGUACAGUCAUCCGGCAACGGCAUCGUACACCAGGAUGGGGGCCAGCCACCGAAUCAUGGGAUUAUACCCAGAAGCAUAGACGUUAGCGGGCCGUUCAGUGAUGUCUCCUCCUCCUCUCCACUCUUAGGGCCUCCUUUAACACCAACCUUUCAGAUUGAUAAAAGCCAAACCGCACUGCCCUAUGGCGUAACUGAACUGGAUAUUUUGUCUAACACGCCACCACCCCGGCCACCCAAACCAACCCAUUUCUCAGACUGGAGCGGGGAGGAGCUAUCCAACGGGGCUCUUCAGAAUGGACACGGUGGGAUUUGCAGGGCUCAGAUUGCCUUGGUGCCGAGAAGAAUCUCCUUGUCCAGUUUGGAUAACGUGCGGCACUGGAAAGCCAACGUGGAAGGAAGCUCUCUCAGAAGUCGAGAUAAGAGGCUUAGUUUGAAUUUGCCGUGUCGAUUCACCCCGCUCUACUCUUCAGCAUCGGACAAUACGGAGGACAGCUAUGUACCCAUGCACCCCAGCACCUCUCCACCCAUCCCAGGACCAGAUUGCUCACCCGAUGGCUACACUCCCAUGAGCCCAAGCUCAGCGACCUUUACCUUUCCUGUAGUCACCAAUGACAAACUCUCCAGCCCACUGCCGGAACUUCCCACAGACCUGGAACCACCUCCAGUGAAUCGAGAUCUCAAACCCCGUAGGAAAUCACGACCCCCUCCGCUGGAUCUGAGAAACCUCUCCACAAUCCGGGAACACGCUACCUUGACCAGGAUGUGGACUGUGCCUUACAAUCGAACGAGCUUUAUCUCUCAAGAUAGAGACGGUAUUAAUUCAGCAAGAAUAUUUGCCAAUUCAGUUUCCGGAGAAGAGGAAGAAAGUUACAUUCAAAUGGAGCACAGCCAGGCAACAUCUCCAUGCAGUGGUGCUUUCCCAUGGUCAAGGAAGUCCAACCUUGAUUACUUAGCAUUGGAUUUUAAUUCCGCUUCCCCAUCCCCUGUACAGAAGAAACCUUUUCUCUCGGAAGAGCAGAGAGUAGACUAUGUCCAGGUAGAUGAACAGAAGACUCAAGCCCUACAGAACACUAAACAGGAAUGGACAGAUGUGAGGCAAUCUAAAGUUUAAAGGAGGAAGGUUUGGGGUUUGGUUUUUUGCACUGGAACAACAUUGUUAACCAAACAGCUGUAACAGCAGAGUUCAAAGGCAGACAGAGUGUAAGAUCCUGGUGGUCUCUAGAGGAAUGACAUUUUCAAGGAAAAACCUUCAAGUUCAGCUGGAAAUACUAUGUUGAAUGAGUGGUUUAUAGGAUUAUCAAAGUAACACGUUAAUCUUCUUUGCCACCCCUUGCAAGCAAGUUACAUGGUACAGUUUUAUGGCCUGAUUGCGGGAGCCACACAUUGAAUGGUAACAAAUGCCACUACAUGUUGCAUUUAUCUAUUUAACCCCGCCUUCUCCCUGUAUUAGGUAACUCCUUGUUGCUAAGGCUGUUUUUUGAUAUUCUAAAAAUACUGCAGGUGCUAAGGCUGCUUUUGGCUUCUGGUAUCAGACAGGUGUUGGUGACUAUUCGACCAAGGGCUAAAAUACUGAAAUAAUAAAAAGCAGAACAUUUUAAUAUAUAUAUAGUGCUUAAGCAAACAGAAUUUUGGAGAAUAUUUCCCUCCCCCAGAUAUAAUGUCUGACUUUGAGUGACACUGUUAGAGACUAUAAAUAGGUCUUUGCACUGAUGGAACUGGAAUGCGUGGUAGUCAGCACCCCGACUGACGUUCAUCAUAUUGAAUUUCUUCUUUCUGUUGCGGUUCACGUCAUCACCUUUUCCGUCCAAUUGCUCCUGAUGUUGUCUCCCUGGUGUGAGGACUUUCUUCGGCACAACACGGCAGCUUCUCUGACAGGAAUCUGCUGACACACAAUUCUUUGCUGGCCAAAAAAAUCAAAAAAGGAAGCUGUGCAUGAGCCUGUUUCUGCAAGUCUUGGAAAGGUUGGCAAAAUAUCAAGACUGUUUUUGUCUGAACUGCAAAAGAAGAAAUGCAAAUGAAAUUCCUGAUAACGGUGAUCGACCCCACCCGAGUGUUUUGUUAGCCUCAUCCUAGCAUCAUGAAUGAGGUAAUUAGGAAACAGUCUUAGUCGGGCACUCAGGUAAUAAUGAGGGAAGGAGCAUUAUUAGGCAAGCAACUCUGCCUAUGUAAAACAGCCACUUAAUACACUUCAGCAAUGUCAAGACAUAUUCAGGAAGCUUAUCUCCUUUGGUGUUUGUUAUGAGGACAAUCUCAGGAUCAGAUAAGUGUAUGUUUUAUAAUGUAUUUAAUUCUAUUAGUUUGCUUAAAAUCCUUAUUUCAAGAUGUGCACAGGCAGUUCAAAUCAAGAAAGUGUAGCACCCUUCAGUUAUCCCAUUGGGUUCAGUCUUGAAGUCUUUACUUAUGCAGAAGAUCCCACUGGCUUUACCAGGACUACUCUUGUGAGCAAGGACCUCAGAAUCAGGAACUUUUAUGAAGGAUUUUCCUUCAUGCUGGAUCCAAAUUCACAUUCCUCCUCCUCAUACCUGCUGAGAUCACACUAUGUUACUGUAAAUUAUUGACAUCCAAAAAAUGCUGAAUUACCAAACUGGGGUUAGAAAAAAUGUUGUUUAUGUCAAAGAAAUAACUCUGACGUCGUUUCAAGCUUCUGUCCUAUGUUUCACGCAUCCCUCAUUUUGUAUUAUUGUCACACAUUUGGGCCCAUAGGAAGGUUGAAAGCAAUGACUACCUGAUUCUCACUGUACCACUAGAAGAGGGCAGCUUAGCUGAUGGAAACAUCGUUUUCUCCUACCUCAAGAUAGCUGAAGUGUUUGCAGUUCUUGCUAUUUCAUCAGAGCAAAACACAUUUGUGACUGUGCGAUGAAUGUUUGCCCAGAUUUGCUAGUGAGGAUGACAGGGUUUACCUGUGCAUUUAUUGACGUGGGGGCAAAUCACACAUCCCAGUCUGCAGGCGCAAAGUGUCAUGGAUUAGAGCUGUUUGGAAAAUGGGGUGUUUCCGCCUUCUGCAGAAAAUGUUGACUUUUUGCCUCCCCCCCCCCCCCCAAUGGCUGAAAAAUGCUGAUUUUUGGCCAGAAAAGUAUAGACAAAAGCUCAAUAUUUUCUGCAGAAAGCGCACGUCUGGUGAAAAUUUUAAUGUUGUUGAAAAACCAAUUUUCUGUUGAUAAACAGGUUAGAAAAAGGGAAAUCUUCAACCAGCUUUAUCCUGGAUGCAGUUUUGCUGCAUGAGAGGCAGGAUUCAGGGAGCCUGCCUGUGCUCAGUGGUACAGAGCACACCUCUGUGGAGGCUGGCACAGAUCCGAAGUGCCACACCUACAAAGAGGUUUGCCUUCCUGCCCAAAAGCAUUCCCUUUAUUUUGAGGAGGUAGGCAAGAUAUCAGCCUGUGUCUGUUGGGCUAUGCAAAUGAUGAGGGGCUGAAUGUGCUUUGUGCGUACUGAAAUACUGACAAGGAAACACAAGACCAGGUGAGCUUUACAACAAGACAGCAGAACCCUAAAGAGCAGGGAGAGGUACAAGUCAAAGCAGGUGCUACCCUAGAAGGGGGAAUGAAAUUGCAUUACACUGCCCCGGCCCCCAAAUGCUUAGUGAUAGCAAGGUAGCAUCUCAGUCAUUUUCAAGUAAAACUUUAAUAAAAACCAUUCUGUGUUUUACUGGAAUAUGUUCUUCCAUGCUGUAAAAAAUACUCUGGAGCAGAAAAAUACGAAGUCAAAAGUUUUAAAGAAAAAUUGAGGGGGGAUGUUUUUCCCCACUAUUCUUAAUUCUUUGAAAUAUUUAAACUUUGGCAGAUGUGCUGAAGGGUCACUGAGGAGUCUAGAAAGUGUCUUUUCUGUCAGUGUUUCUGAGAGAUGGGCCCGAAUCAUAAACCUGGAUCCGAAUGUCCCUGAACGUGGGUCUAUAUCAGAGGUCGGCAACCUUUCAGAAGCGAUGUGCCGAGUCUUCAUUUAUUCACUCUAAUUUAAGGUUUUGCGUGCCAGUAAUACAUUUUAACGUUUUUAGAAGGUCUCU